Molecule: messenger RNA, 1447 nt
Organism: Sinocyclocheilus anshuiensis
Lineage: Eukaryota; Metazoa; Chordata; Actinopteri; Cypriniformes; Cyprinidae
Product: proline-rich protein 18-like
Exons: 1
Coding region: 139-903 (254 amino acids)
Source: RefSeq, a predicted model, not a curated record
UCUAGAAUUGAAAUGCUGAGCGAAAUGGACUACUGCGUCUAAUACCCAAAGAUCCGGUGGACCGAGGCGAAUGGACCUAUUUCUCCCAUCAUUUACGCACAGAUUGCUUCGUUAUUUUGCGCACUGAUAGCGUUUAAAAUGCCUUUUCCGCCGAUAAACCUGCACUCACGGAUAUCAUCGCCUAGAAAGGAGCCGUUCGGGAAAAAGAAGAGCAGGGACAAUGUCGCGCCUCCUCAACCCACGUUCAGUCAAAGGACAGGAGACGACAAGGAAUCGGAGAAAGAUAAACUAUCCACAUCGUGGCCAUCGGCCAAUUUAAAGCAGCAGGGACGAAGCAAGCCGUCCAGAGUCCCUCCAGAUCCCGAGACGGACAGCAAACAUUCGUGGUUGAGCGUCCCCAAACCCUUGGCUACCUCAUGCGAAAGCGUCCCACGGUCUAGUUCUGGAGAGUCCAGCCAUAAAUACGCCUCCAGGAACUCUCUAGCGAAAGAAGUAGGCGAGCAAGAGAUCCACUUCUCCCUCAGCCUGACCCCCGAAGCCAUCCUGGUCAUCCAGAAGCGCAAUCUGGAAAAGCAGAUGAUGGCCAAGCAACAGAAGUGCUGCGCUUCCGCGGACUUGCGACAACGGCGGGUUUUCCCAUCCAAGAGAGCUCAGGGCAGCUCCAGUAAUAAGAGCUCCGGACCUGUUGCCAAACUAGACGGUUCCAAUGACAUUAGCACCAUUGUGAAGAUCUCCCUCCUCAACGACCAGUACAAAUAUGAUGAUGUGGAGUACGAGGAGGAGGAUGGAGACGUGGACGAGACUGUCGUGCGGAAAUGUAAAGAGUGGCUCAAAGGUGUGGAGAGUGCUGCUGCUUUUGGGAAAGUCGAGAAACUGUCAUCUUUGCCUCAUCUUAAAUGUUGAUAACCUGAACUACUUCGUUCCGCAAAGAAAGGCCCACUGUGAAGACUUCAGUUCAUGAGUCAGACACAAAAGUCACAUAAUAUGCUUUUAGAAAUGAUGUUGUCUAAAGGCUCAUUCAGACAGAACGCGUUCUUGCGUUGAAAAAAAACAGCUGUACGGAGCGCAACGUAUAGAAUAUAGUGAUGCCUUUGUAAAAGUUCAACUAUGUUUACUUGAACACACCGUCUUAAAACGCAAGGCAAGUGUACAUAGAGCAACAGUUAAAAAAAAAACUGCGCAAACGAAAAGAACAUGUCCUGUGGGGCGCGCUCUUGUGUUCGCAAUCACCUGAAAAGCGCAGCAAUGGACUAUUUUGAACGUGACUGUGCGACUUAAAAUCUUGGCACUACGCACAAGGCACUGAAAAAAAUUCAAAUGCGUCGCAAUGUUUACAUACACCAACAAUUAGACCAAAACUGAUAAGGUUUAAUGAAAGAAGGCGUGUGUGAACGCUCCGCCGAGUUAUUAGAAUGGAAGAGAACGCAGAGGCGUUUUAUAACUUGAA